AUGGAAACCAACAGCGUUAUUGCAAAGAUAAUUUUUGACUACCGUUCGAUGUUACUGCAGCAGGUAACAUUGCACAUGAAACGGCAGCGAGAUCGCAUCUCUAGAAUGAGGCAACGAUUUAUAUCGAAGCUUUCACAUCGUCUGCAUAGAAACUACGACCUUUACCGACGCAAAAGGCGGCAGUUACUGUUGGAUGUUGCCUCAAGGAUAUCUAUUCGGAAACGAGCCCAACCGAAAGAAUACAAUCGUGACUGGUGGCACGCUUUCAUUAACCGUGAAGAAUCUGAAUUUAAUGAUGAGGAACUCGAGCAGCUUCGAAUGGAUUAUGGAAUGUUUAAUUUUAUUUUGUGUCAGAUAAAGGAUGAGUUGGCGAACAAAUUAUUCAAGGGUGUACCGAUAGCUGCGGAGAUCAAAUUUUCCAUCGCCAUUUAUUUCCUUGGCUCCGGAAAGGAUUAUCGUUCGGUGGGAAAUAAGUUUGGAGUUCAUUUUAGUACAGUCCACAAAUGUUUGCGCGCGUUUUGUCGUGCAGUCAUAAGGGCGUUCCGAGGAGACGUAAUUCGAAUGCCAAUGAAUAUUAAAGAUAUUGAAAAUGCUACCGAAGAGUUUGCAGAACUUGCCGGUAUUCCACAAGUCAUUGGGGCAAUCGAUUGUUUACAUAUUGCCGUUAACCAACCGGGCAAUGAGCCGACGCAUUAUGUUAACAGUAAAGGAUGGACUUCCGUCAUAAUGCAAGCAGUGGUGGAUUGUAAUGGCAGAUUUUUGGACGUAUCCUGUAAACACACUGGUCACACAAAAGAUGCAGCUGUUCUUCUAGAGUCCAGCCUCUAUCAGUCGAUGGAACAACUUGAACAGCCUUCCUGCAACAUCGAUGGAGUUGAUGUAAUACCAUGUUUGUUAGGAGAUCAUGGAUAUCCUUUGUUGCCAUGGUUGAUAACUCCAUACCCCCCAGGUAAUGAAGCAUUGACUGAUCCACAACGUUCUUUUAAUGUAUAUAUCGCAAAAGCAAGGAGCGGUAUCAGCAAAGCGUUUGAGCGGCUGGUUGGACGUUGGAAGGUGUUGAAUCGAGGGUUAAACCUAGACAUUAAUUUUGUAUCCGAGGUUAUAAUUACAUGUUGCAUUUUACACAAUAUCGCUGAAAGACUGGGAUCCCCAUAUCUAGACCGUUGGAGCGAAUGUCAUAAUGAGUAUGAUAUUGCUCCAGACCAGCCUCGCUGGGAAUGUCAAAUUGUUUCCAAUGAAGGCGAGGUAGUUAGAAACCAAUUGUGCAAAUACAUGUUUGAACAUUUUCCUCUAAUCGUGGAUGAUGACGAUUAA
Molecule: messenger RNA, 1314 nt
Organism: Anopheles nili
Lineage: Eukaryota; Metazoa; Arthropoda; Insecta; Diptera; Culicidae
Exons: 3
Coding region: 1-1314 (437 amino acids)
Source: RefSeq, a predicted model, not a curated record